Messenger RNA from Chinchilla lanigera (long-tailed chinchilla), 5859 nucleotides. It is a transcript of the gene Usp36, whose product is annotated as ubiquitin specific peptidase 36. NCBI's taxonomy places the organism in Eukaryota, Metazoa, Chordata, Mammalia, Rodentia, Chinchillidae. The transcript has 22 exons. Gene Ontology annotation, molecular function: cysteine-type deubiquitinase activity; cysteine-type endopeptidase activity. Gene Ontology annotation, cellular component: cytosol; nucleus. Gene Ontology annotation, biological process: protein deubiquitination; regulation of apoptotic process. The record is from RefSeq and is a predicted model, not a curated record. The coding region runs from base 393 to 3737 and encodes 1114 amino acids.
ACACGUGUGUGAGGCGGCGGAGGCCCGGAUGGUGCAAGUGAGGGCCGGGGCCGAAGAGACGCCAGCACUGCGCUGGCCGCCGCUAGCAGCCGAGGGCCCGCCGAGGACAGGUGCUGUGCCGCUGAGCUAAAUUCCCAGCCCCACUGAUGUUCUUAUUUAUGGAUGAUGUGAAAGACUUGAGGCUUGGUGCAAGGUCACCUGGGCUGAGGAGGUGCACCACCCGUUCCGGACACUGCACUUAGCAGCAUUGGUGAUUGAGCAGGCCAGAGUCCAGGAGCAGGUGAAUUCCAGGGUCCAGAGGAGACCUGCCGGAGCAGAUCAGUUCCUUAAGAACCUGAUUCCUUGCUUCAGGGGGAACAGCAGGCCAUAUCUGCACGCCCCAGGCAUGCACAAUGCCGAUAGUUGAUAAGUUGAAGGAGGCCCUGAAGCCUGGCCGCAAGGACUCAGCUGAGGAUGCAGAGCUGGGGAAGCUCCUGGCUGCUUCAGCCAAGAAGGUCCUCUUACAGAAGAUUGAGUUUGAACCAGCCAGCAAGAGCUUCUCCUAUCAGCUGGAGUCCUUGAAGAGCAAAUAUGUGCUACUGAACCCUAAGACGGAGGGAGCCAGUCGCCCUAAGAGUGGAGAUGAGCCACAGGUCAAGAGACAAGGCAGUGAGCGCUUCUCUGGAAGCAGCAGUGAUGGUGUCCCAGCACCACAGAAAGUGCUCUUUCCCACAGAGCGGCUGUCUUUGAGGUGGGAGCGUAUUUUUCGAGUUGGUGCGGGGCUGCACAACCUGGGCAACACCUGUUUCUUGAAUGCCACAGUACAGUGCCUGACCUACACACCACCUCUGGCCAACUACCUGCUCUCCCGGGAACAUGCAAGGAGCUGUCACCAGGGAAGCUUUUGCAUGCUCUGCGUCAUGCAGAACCACAUCGUCCAGGCCUUUGCCAACAGUGGUAAUGCUAUCAAGCCCGUCUCCUUCAUCCGCGACCUGAAAAAGAUUGCCCGCCACUUCCGCUUUGGGAACCAAGAGGAUGCACAUGAGUUUCUCCGGUACACCAUCGACGCCAUGCAGAAAGCCUGCCUGAAUGGCUAUGCCAAGUUGGAUCGUCAGACACAGGCAACCACCUUGGUGCAUCAGAUUUUUGGAGGCUAUCUCCGAUCACGAGUGAAGUGCUCCGUGUGCAAGAGCGUCUCAGACACCUACGACCCCUAUCUGGAUGUGGCGCUAGAGAUUCGGCAAGCUGCAAAUAUUGUGCGCGCUCUGGAACUUUUUGUGAAACCAGAUGUCCUGAGUGGUGAGAAUGCCUAUAUGUGUGCCAAAUGCAAGAAGAAGGUUCCAGCCAGCAAGCGCUUCACCAUCCACAGAACAUCCAAUGUCUUAACACUUUCCCUCAAGCGCUUUGCCAACUUCAGUGGAGGAAAGAUCACCAAGGAUGUAGGCUAUCCAGAGUUCCUGAACAUCCGUCCAUAUAUGUCCCAGAGUAAUGGAGACCCUGUCAUGUAUGGACUCUAUGCUGUGCUGGUCCACUCAGGCUACAGCUGCCAUGCCGGGCACUACUACUGCUAUGUGAAGGCAAGCAAUGGACAGUGGUACCAGAUGAAUGACUCUCUGGUUCACUCCAGCAACAUCAAGGUGGUUCUGAACCAGCAGGCCUAUGUACUCUUCUACUUGCGAAUUCCAGGCUCUAAGAAGAGUCCAGAGGGCCCCAUCUCCAGGGCAAGCUGCACCCUUCCUAGCCGCCAGAGUGUGGUUCCAGAUCACACCAAGAAGAGUGCUGGCAAUGGGGUCACUUCCUCCCCAACAACUGCAAAGCUACAAGACCCUGUGCUCCUGAGGAAGCCACAGGUCCCUGAAGAGAUUGGUGUGCCCGUUUCCAGGAAUGGCUCCAUGCCAGGCCCAAAGUUACAGAACGGAUGUGUACCUGCAAAGUCACCCUUGGGGUCCCCUCCCCCCAGACUCUCCCACACGCCCACGCACAUGCCGACCCUCCUGGAUGAGAACGGGAAGAAAGUGAAGAAGCAGGUCUCCUCACAGCACUGCUCCCCUUCCCUCCGAACUUCUCAGGGCUCACCUGGUACCAGCGAACCUGGGAGCCGACGGCAGAGCUCCUGGGACAGCAGGGACACUGUCCCUUCUACCUCACUAAAGCUCCUGGCUGAGGCCACUGCCAGUGGGCAUGGGUUGAAGGGGGAAGACAAGAAUGCAGACCUCGAGAAGGGGACUUCCAGCAGCUCCAGCCCGGAGCACUCUUCCAGCAGCAGCCCUAAGGUCCCACGGGCCUCCGAGGGUGGAGCUGCCCAUGUCUGUGAUUCUCAGGGAACAAACUGUCCCACCGCUGGUCACUCCAAAGCGCUGCCGAAUGGGUUGGAUACUAAGAUAGUGAAGCUCAAGUCUCCUGUCCUGGGCAGCACUGCCAUAGAGCCCAUGAGCCUCAUGUCCCCUCCACCAGCCAAGAAACUGGCCCUGUCUGCCAAGAAGGCCAGCACCCUUCGGAGGGCGACCGGCAAUGACCUCCGUUCACCUCCCCCCUCACCACUCUCCGACCUCACCUACCCCAUGACAACCACCCACCCCGUCGUUGCCUCUACUUGGCCUGUCAGUAAAUCCAGGGUUCUGUCACCUGCUCCCCGAUCAUCCAGCUGUCCCAAGCCUCCUACCAGCACCCCCUCUGCAUCACUGUCCAGUAGUAUCCCCCAGGCCCCACAGACAUCAGAGCCACAGAGCUGCUCUUCCACCUGGACUGCCCUGCCUCAGGUCAAUGGGGACUUGAUGUCCCCUUCACACCAGCUGCUGGAGGCCAGCGAGGCCUCUCGGAGCCCCUCCAGGAAGAGGCACAGGAGCCCUGCGGGAAAGCCUCAGAUGCUUGGCUCAGAAGCGGGUAUCUCACAGCUCCUUGGGGGGGCAACUGCAAUGCCUCGCAAGAAGAAGAAGAAGAAGAGGAGGAAGGGCGCAGAGGGCAUGACCACGGCCAUUCCUCAGGAGCAGGUGCAGGGGCCACCUUGGAGCCCCAAAAACAAGAAGAAGGGACAGGUAGAGCUGCCAACUCACCCAUGGGAGAAGGAAGGCACACAGCCCCAGGUGGAUAGCCAGCAAGUGGGUUACGUUCUGAACAGCCACCGUGUGAGCAGCAGGAAGAGGAAGAGGAAGGGAACGGAGGGACUCUGUGAAGAAGUUGGCCUUCUCCAGAGACCACCUUGGCACGGCAGUUGCACCUCCACAGACCACGGAGAACGUGAGACCAGGGCAGAGUCCCCAAGGAAAAAGAAAAGGAAGAAAAGAAAGCAUGAGGCACAGCAGGAGGAGGAAGAAAACAAGCAUCCAGAAGACCCAAGGAGCACAAAGCCCAGUGUCAGCACAGGCAUAGAGUUGAGUGUGAACAGCCAGCUUGCUGGGGACCGCCCAGGGCUCGGACAGGCUCCUCUUGGACCGUGGAACAGGGAGAGAGAAUCUGACGUGGUCCAGGAGUUGCUCAAGUACUCAUCGGAUAGGGCUUAUGGGAGACAAGUUCUGACGUGGGAUGGUGAACUGUCUGCAGUCAGUCGGGAUGCUAUCGAGGACAGCAGAAUAGCCCAAACCCAGACAGUGGUUGACGACUGGGACGAAGAAUUUGAUCGCGGCAAGGAAAAGAAAAUGAAAAAAUUCAAGAAGGAGAAGAAGAGAAACUUCAAUGCCUUCCAGAAACUUCAGAGUAGACGGAACUUUUGGUCUGUGACUCAUCCAGCUAAGGCCACCAGCCUCAGCUAUCGCCGGUGAACUUGGUGUCAGAAUAGGAGGACCAGUGUGCCUAUUCCACAGCCUCCUGGAGCCGUCACUUCCUGGAAACCAUUUGUCUGGAUCUGAGGAGUGGCCUCAUGCAGACUCAACUGCCCUGUCACCUCUGAGGCUCUGCUGUGAGCCUGCUACAUGGAGGGCCCUGCAAACAACCUGAUGUGGAGGCCAUGGGGACAUUCACAACUAGUCCCACAAGAACCCUUAGCAGGUGGUAUCCAGCAGAGCUGACAGCAACCUGUGGGACAUUUGGAAGGGGCCAGCAUCCUUGUGGUCAUGGGCAGUAGUCUGGGUGGGCAAAGCCAUCUGCUCCUGUCUGGAACUCACAGUGGGGACAGGACCAUGCAUCUCCCAGUGUAUCCUGUGCCCAGGAUGGCAGGCAUACAGUUGGAGGCUCUUCCUGGUGAGCCAUCCCUUCCUCCUGAGCCUGGCACUGUUCUGUCCUGCACCCCACUCUUCUUGUUCCCUCUGUGGGACCUGUAUCUGUAUGCCUUACUAUGUGUCCUGGAAAGGGGAAAGCUAGUUCCCACCUGCACUGCCGUGUCUGCCUUUCUGGGAAUGGCAAGGUAGUACUUCCAGUGCAUCUCCAGAGAACAAAGGCUAUUUGGGGUGGAGGAAUCCUUGAAUUGUGUGCCAAUGCAUCUGCUUCUCAGGCUGCUUUCUGUCCCAGAGUGACUUUUGCCAUAGCUUCCCUGCAGCUGCAAUAACCCAUGGGUCUCUAUGGAGGUGGUGGUAUAAGGGAUGAAUUCUCCGUUAUUUUACUACUUAAUAUAGAGCAUUUAUUUUUGACCAGGCCUGUGGCUUCCCAGCAGCAAUAUAUUCCCCUUAUAAUAUGCAAAUACUGGCUUUGUGUGCUCAAUUUUGUGAGUGCUUUUGAAUCUAGAUGAUUAUAUGACUCAAGAAGAUCCCUUUUUUAUCUUGCUCAAGCUGUGCCUGUAGACUUGUAAUUUAAUAAACGUGGGACUCCUCAGUGAAAGUGGUGUUUCCAAGGAAAAGAUACACCGUAUCAGUAGAAGGUAUAGAAGUACAUCAGAGGGUCCUUCCUCAUGAGAUGCAUCCCCUUAUCUCCCCUGAGCUGUCCCAGGGCUUGCUGGGCAUCAGCUGGCCCCCUGGUCUGUCUGCUGCCUUCAUCAGUGCCACCCUUUCUUAUUUGCUCUGCUUUCCGCUCAGGGCCUCGCUCAGUCCUUGGGUACAAAGAGGAGUUGCAUCUUCAUAUGGUGAGGGACAGUUGAAGUUUUCAUGCCAGUGGUUCUUUUAGGUUUUUCUCCCUUUUAUAUUUCACUUUAGGGAAAUGUGGGAGGGAAUAGUGAUACCACGGCCUGAUCACUUCUCAUUCCAGCCAAGAGUGGAUGGCAGCUUUGAAUGCUGCUCAGGACAGGCCUGAAUUAGUGUGCUGUGGCUUCAUAAUCUGCUGUCUCGGAAGGAAGGCUGACACUUUUGUGGGCAGGGCUUGCUUCUCCACCAGAGGGGUUGACUUGUUCUUACAUUAACUGCUUCCCCGGGCAUAUUUAUUCCAUGAUGCUCAUGUUGAAAAUGUAAGUUGUCUUUUAGCACAGCCUUGAUCUCCUUUCUGUCUCUCUACCCCUUCUUCCAGUUAGUCUCGUCUUUUCCCCUAGAAUGAACAUUGUAGUACCUUUUCUUGGGGAGAAUAUCUCCAUGUUCUCUCUGGAAGUGGUGAACCCUGGCCUGACUUCCUACAGUGUUUGUCACUGUUAGGUAGGGGCAAGUCCUUCCCUUCUGCAGAAAACCAUCAGCCAGACAGGCACGAAGAAGAAUGCACCCAGAAAACCAUCCAAAUUAUAGGUGACAUGUACAUAUAUAAAUACAUAGAAAUACCUAGGCUUUUAUAAUAGCAGUCACUUGGUUGGGUUAGAACCUGGGAGGGGGGGGUAGGGGACCCACGUGCAGUGGACCACCUCCCUAGUGUUCCCUGUCAUCUUGCACAUCUUCCAUCAUUAGGAGUUGUUCUCCCCCCGUGUCCUGGUUGUGUGGCUGCACCUAUAUGUGUAAGGGGUCCCUCCACCUUUUCCACUUUCUCUCCAGGGACCUUGGGAGCCCCAGAUGGUCCAAGGUCUUGGUGCAAUAAAAUAAUGUGUCUUUGUGAGUC